Molecule: messenger RNA, 2450 nt
Organism: Scaptodrosophila lebanonensis
Lineage: Eukaryota; Metazoa; Arthropoda; Insecta; Diptera; Drosophilidae
Gene: ABCB7
Product: ATP-binding cassette sub-family B member 7, mitochondrial
Exons: 6
Coding region: 83-2287 (734 amino acids)
Biological process (GO): transmembrane transport; intracellular iron ion homeostasis
Cellular component (GO): mitochondrial inner membrane
Molecular function (GO): ABC-type transporter activity; ATP hydrolysis activity; ATP binding
Source: RefSeq, a predicted model, not a curated record
GUGUGUCGUUGUCGCUUCGUCACACAUUGUAGAUGUUUCUGAUGCAGCAGGAAGCAACUCAAUUUUGUUUUUGCUAAAAGUUAUGGCCGUUUUACAAUUGCCAAAAUUGUGCAGAAGCAAUAAACACCUAAUAAGCUGCUGCCGGGUCUCUUGGUAUUCACACACGAAUAAAACCGCUCACGUUCAGGCGCAAGUGCUCUACUCCUCACUUGCAAGAGCUGACGAUAACAACGGCCAUGCCAAGUCAAAGAAGAUUACACCUUUCACGCCCACGCCCGGAAAUAAGUUGCUUGGCGGUGUCUUCGGCAAAAAGGCUAAAGGUCCAGCAGCUUCAAUACUACAGCAACAACAACAACGACAACAAGCUCCACUUCCUCAACAAUUACGACAAUGUCACGUUCAUAUAGGAGGCGGAGGUGAUGGAGGCAACGCCCUGGGGAAAUUGGAUGCGCCUGAGGUGACAUCGCAAGACAUGCUGAGAGCUAUGAUGGCUUAUAUAUGGCCCAAGGACGAUGCGCUAGUACGAAAGCGCGUAGGAAUUUCGUUGGGCCUCUUGGCAGGAUCGAAAUUGCUGACCGUCUGUGUGCCAUUUCUAUUCAAAGGUGCCGUCGACACCAUGACCACGCUUAAUAUGGACACAGCCCCAGAUGCAGUGCUGUCCGCAGCAACUGCCAUGUUGCUCGGCUAUGGCAUAGCUCGCGCCAGUGCCGCCGGUUUCAAUGAGCUGCGCAACGCUGUUUUCGCUAAGGUCGCACACCAUUCCAUACGAAAAAUUGCCACCAAUGUGUUUUUACAUCUGCACAAUCUGGACCUUGCAUUUCAUCUGAAUAAACAGACGGGCGCACUUUCUAAGACCAUCGAUCGCGGUUCGCGUGGCAUCAAUUUUGUUCUCUCGGCCAUGGUCUUCAACAUUGUUCCGACGAUUUUCGAGCUGGCGCUGGUCUCCAGCAUUUUGGGCAUUAAGUGCGGUCUAGCCUUCGCAGGAGUUUCAAUGGGCUGCGUUGGCGUCUAUGCGCUCUACACGCUUAGCGUGACGCAAUGGCGAACGCGUUUUCGCGUCUACAUGAAUCAGGCUGAGAAUGAGGCUGGCAACAAGGCUGUGGAUUCCUUGAUUAAUUAUGAAACAGUCAAGUAUUUUAACAACGAAAAGUACGAGGCUGGUUGCUACAACGAGGUGCUUAGAAAGUAUGAAGCGGCCAGUUUAAAGACCAGCUCCAGUCUGGCCCUCUUGAACUUCGGUCAGAAUGCGAUCUUCAGUACCGCAUUAAGUUUGAUUAUGGUCCUGGCGGCCAAGGAGAUUGCCCAGGGCAAUAUGACCGUUGGCGACUUAGUCAUGGUAAAUGGACUUUUAUUUCAGUUGUCCAUACCGUUGGGCUUCUUGGGCAGCGUUUACCGCGAGGUGCGUCAGGCAUUGCUCGAUAUGCAGGCUAUGUUUACGCUCAUGAAUGUCGACAGCCGCAUACAGUCGCCGGUGAAUGCGCAACCAUUGUUUGUGGACAACAGCAAUGCAUCGAUUGAGUUUCGUAACGUGAGCUUUGAGUACGAGCCGGGAAAACCAAUUUUCAAGGAUCUGUCCUUUAGCAUACCGGCAGGCAAAAAUGUGGCUAUUGUUGGUGGCUCGGGAUCUGGAAAAUCCUCAAUUGUGCGUCUACUAUUUCGUUUUUUUGAGCCCAAUACGGGCAAGGUGCUGAUAGGUGGACAGGAUAUAAGCAGCGUAGACUUAGAGUGCCUGCGUAAGACCAUAGCUGUGGUGCCGCAGGAUUCUGUUCUGUUCCACAACACCAUCGAGCAUAACAUACACUAUGGCAACCUUUCAAAGUCGCACACUGAGGUGGAAAAUGCGGCUCGCAUGGCUGAUUUGCAUGACUCGAUCAUGAGCUGGCCAAAUCAGUACAAUACCCAAGUCGGCGAGCGUGGCCUUAAGUUGUCGGGCGGGGAGAAGCAACGCGUAGCCAUAGCGCGCGCCAUACUAAAGAAUACGCCUAUACUGAUUUUCGACGAGGCCACCAGCAGUCUGGACUCUAUAACAGAGCACAACAUUCUUCAGGCCCUGUCGUGUGCUACCAGUGGGCGCACAAGUAUUUGCAUAGCGCACCGACUUUCUACGGUCAAAGAAGCCGAUGAGAUUCUAGUGCUUGCAAAUGGACGCGUUGGGGAGCGUGGCACACACAUGGAGUUGCUGAGACAGAACGGCCUGUAUGCACGUCUUUGGGAAACGCAGACCCAGCAGUUCGAUCCAAGUCGCCUUACCGAUGAAACACGAAAGCAGGCCGCAGAUGCUUGCUAGUCCCGUGCUUUUAGUUUCAAAUGUUGUAUAAAAUCCCCCCCGUAAAAUUUAUUGGACCAUAUUGUUUCUCUACCCACAAAAUUUUUAGUAGAGGUCACCAAAGUCAGAUGUUUUAUUAUUUAGGCAAAAAGUAAAAUUGUAAAUACAGUUAUAUAUGUAUGCA